This is a messenger RNA of Raphanus sativus (radish), 1745 nucleotides long. RefSeq names its product plant UBX domain-containing protein 9. NCBI's taxonomy places the organism in Eukaryota, Viridiplantae, Streptophyta, Magnoliopsida, Brassicales, Brassicaceae. The record is from RefSeq and is a predicted model, not a curated record. The coding region runs from base 175 to 1572 and encodes 465 amino acids. The transcript has 11 exons. Gene Ontology annotation, molecular function: ubiquitin binding.
AAUUAAACGUCACUUUGGUGUAGAGUGUAGACUCAUCAGCGGCGGUUCGAAUCAGUUGAACAAAUCUUGAAACAGAUUACAAAUCAAACACUAGAAGAAUAAGAAAGAAGGCGGUUUGCUUCCAUAAUUCGAGUUUGUUCCUAGUCGAACCGACACAGUGAGCCACGGGCGGAGAUGAUGAGACCAUCGAGAGACGCCAUUCAGUCAUACAUGAGCAUCACCGGCGCUGAUGAGUCACUCGCCAUUCAAACACUCGAGGAACAUGGCAAUAACCUCACUGAAGCCAUCAAUUCUCACUUCAGGGAUGUCGAACGAAGCAUUCUUGAUCCAAGCUCAGAUAGUCGUCGUCCACAGUACAAUGUUGUUGUGGAAGAUAACAGUCAUGUUCGUCCACAAUACAAUGCUGUAGAAGAUAACUCUAGGCCAGUUCCAGCCCCAGGCGGACUUCCAUCUCUCCUCUCUGCUGCUCGCUCUUUUAGGCCCUCUUUGCUUCUUGAUCCCAACUACAGGAGAAGUCUCCUUAGGCAGCUCAGUGGCUCUGCAAUCAGUAGCCCCUCUCCAUCAGCACCUCACACUCACACGGCAGAAGUCACUGGCUUCCCUACUAUUCGUCCUCCUGGAGUUGGAGAGUUCGGAGGAGACGGUUAUGCUAGACAUUCACCUACCUACGGAUCUCAAGUCUAUGGUUCAACAACAACACAUAGGGAUGCUGAAUCGCCUGUCUAUGGCAACGAUGCAGAAGAUGAGAUGAUUAGAGCUGCUAUUGAGGCUUCCAAGCAGGAUUUUCAAGAGGGUCGUCACAAUGUUCCAUCUAGCGUUUUGUCUUCGAGAGAGGCUAUUAACAAGGAAGACGAGGACAUUGCCCGUGCAAUUUCUAUGUCAAUAGAGAUGGAAGAGCAAGAGAGUGUAAUGCGAGAGCAACUAGCUGAACUCAUGCCUCACUCCGUGGACCAGCGUCAAUCUAAUACAAAUGAAAGUAGCAGAUAUAAGGCCGGGAGCUCUACGUUACAAUUAGACAAGCGUGAAGAUAUCAAACAAAAGCAGCCAAUUGAUAUUAGCUCUCAACACGGACAUGAAGCUUCUUAUCCUGAAGAGUGGGGUGGCAUUCCGUCAAAAGAGCUACAAGAGGCAAUAAUGCUGGAAAAGGCACUCUUUAGUGGAGUUGCUAGAGAAAAUACUUCACAUAAUAAUAAUCUUCUCCCUGGAACUCCCAUGGACUCGCAAUCUCCCGAUAAGAGGUCCAUUGGAGAGGAACCUGAGAGAUCUUCCGUUACGAAGAAGGCAGCAAUUCCCGUAGAGCCAUCAGUCGAAAAUGAAGAUGGCAUCACUCUACUUGUUAGAAUGCCAGAUAGCAGCCGUCAUGGUCGUCGCUUUCUCAAAUCAGACAAGCUUAAGUAUCUUUUUGACUUCAUAGAUGCUGCUGGAUUAGUCAAACCAGGCACAUAUAGAGUGAUUAGAGCAUAUCCUCGACGUGCUUUCAGCCUUCAAGACGGUGCCUUAACAUUUGAGGAACUGAGUCUCACAAACAAACAAGAAGCGUUGUUUCUGGAACUACUAGCAAAUGUAACCUGAGAUGAUAAUGAUAGCAGAAACUAGUUGAGUUCAGUGUACUUUUAAGUCUGUAAGACUGUAAGCGGUUUUCUUAGUUUUAAACCCAACCUAAACGCAUGGUUUCACAGACUCCCACACUCUGUUGUAAACUUUCUCGUACUAUUUGCUAAUGUUGAAUCUCCAGUAUGAAACAA